AUGGCUGCCACAGAAGAAGACUACAAGAAAGCAGCAAGAGCAACAGGAAAAAAUAUUGACCCCGACGACAUACUUUUAAACGACCUUGUCUCCAUAUUCAUCGACUCCGUGAAACGCGGCGAUAAGGAGAAAAAAAUCGCCGAAUCGUUCAUCGCCAGAAUUUCCGCAUCAAAAACCACCACCAAGCAUGUAUUCCAUCUUUUCUCCAAACUGCAACAUCUGCCACUUUACCAAUGUCUCCUGGGAUUCGCAUUCGAAUAUGGAAUCGGGACGAAAGUGAAUCUGUAUUUGGCAUUUAUCUGCUAUAAAGCUUCAUCUGAGAAUUUUAAUUCGUUGGGCCAAGCGUAUUUGGCGAAAUGUUACAAGCACGGAAAAGGAACGGAGAAAAAUAAUAUUGCCGCAUUUUGGGAGUAUUUGAAAUCGGCGAUCGGCGGGUGCAGCGAGGGUCAAUAUGGAGUGGGAAGAUGCCAUGAAAAUGGCACACAAAUUCGCACUUCGCAUGUGAUCAGUUUCAUUCAAAAUCAAAAUAUUUUGAAUACCGAUCUAAAUUCAUAUGAACUUUCUUGUCCGGGUAUCAUGUCACUCUAUCAAUCGGAAGAGAAUACCAAGAAUCAACGAGCUUUUUUUUGGUUUAAAAAUGCUGCGUUGAGUGGAAAUGUUCAAGGUCAAUACGUGUUCGCGCAUUGCUAUGAGAAAGGGAAAGGCGUGACAAAGAAUCAAGAUCUAGCAUUUUAUUGGUACAGAAGAGCAGCACUGAAUGGUCAUCAAAUGGCACAAUCAAAAACGGGAUUUUGUUACUUUGACGGAAAUGGCGUCGCAAGAAACACAUUUACCGCUUUCGAGUGGUUCUACAAGUGUGCUCGGAACAAACUAAAGUGUGCAGAAAGACAUUGGGUUGCACGAUGUUUUCGGAAUGCCAGGCACACACGAAAAGACGAGAGAAAAGCUUUUUUGUUGUAUCAGAUGGAACUGACGUAUGAUCGGAACCCGAAAGUGAAUUAUGAUUUGGCGAGUUGUUUUAAGAAUGGGUGGGGUACUCCGAAAGAUAUCCAUCAGGCGAUCAAGCUGCAUCGGAAAUCGUUGAAAAAUGAACUGAGAUCGAGAAAAAAGUUGUUUAAGAUAUUUAGAAUCUGA
Molecule: messenger RNA, 1134 nt
Organism: Ambispora gerdemannii
Lineage: Eukaryota; Fungi; Glomeromycota; Glomeromycetes; Archaeosporales; Ambisporaceae
Source: the annotation of a GenBank genome assembly